GCCCGCCGCGCGGCAUGUGCAGCUGACACCACGCCCGCGUACUCCACCCGAUCCCGAGCCGGCGACCCCCGUGCCCGGAACACUCCGCCGCACCACACACCCGCAGGAUGAUCCCGCGACGCAAACACAACGCGUCGUCGGGCUCGCUGCCCGCGCCCGACGACAAGCACGCCAGCAACGACUACAUCAUAUCAGACGGCACGCCGCGCGAGGGCUGGCGCUGUGCCCUGCGACGACGCAUCAACAGGAAGACUCUUCAUAAACGACUGCCCAUAACUGCUUGGCUGCCCCAGUACAACACGGAGAAGGCUGUGGGCGACCUGAUCGCGGGCAUCACCGUGGGCCUGACGGUGAUACCGCAGUCGCUGGCGUACUCGAACAUCGCGGGGCUGCCGCCGCAGCACGGGCUGUACGGCUCGUUCCUGGGCUGCUUCAUCUACAUCGUGCUGGGCGGGUGCCGCGCCGUGCCCGCCGGGCCCACCGCCAUCGCCUCGCUGCUCACGUGGCAGAUCGCCGAGGGCGUCAUCGAGAAGGCCAUCCUCCUCACGUUCCUCUCCGGACUGGUGAAACUCCUAAUGGGAGUUUUGGGUCUCGGCUUUUUGAUCAACUUCGUCUCGGGGCCCGUGUCGUCCGGCUUCACGUCCGCGGUGGCGCUCAUGAUCGCCACCUCCCAGGUCAAGGACCUGUUCGCCAUCACGGUCACCGGCGCCACCUUUCUGCAGCAGUGGAUAUCCAUCUUCAGCAACAUACACACUGCGUCACUGUGGGAUCCCGUUUUGGGCUUCAUUUGCAUAGCUCUGUUGCUGUCUAUGAGAAAAAUCGGUAUGAUAAAGUUAGGCGCCGGCGACGAGAACGGCCCCAGCACGCGGCAGAAGGCGCUCACCAAGAUCAUGUGGCUGCUGGGCACGUGCAGGAACGCGAUCGUGGUCGUGCUCAGCGGCGUGCUCGGCUUCUGGUUCGUCGCCACACACGGCGCCUCCCCGGUCCGCUUGAUGGCGGACAAUGUCCGAGGCGGUGCGAUCCCGUCGGGCGUGCCCACCCCGCGUCCGCCGCCCUUCAGCUACGAGCGCGCCGACAACUCCACGGCCGACUUCCUGGAGAUGGUGUCGGAGCUGGGCUCCGGUAUCAUCGUGAUCCCGCUGAUCGUGCUGCUCGAGGACAUCUCCAUCUGCAAAGCGUUCUCGGACGGGCGCACCGUGGACGCCACGCAGGAGAUGAUCGCCCUCGGCAUCGCCAACGUGGCCAACUCGUUCAUGCAGGCGUACCCGGGCGGCGGGUCGCUGGCGCGCUCGGUCGUCUCCAACGGGUCCGGGGUGAAGACCACCCUCAACGGGUUAUAUACAGGUUUGAUGGUGAUAAUGGCUCUGCAGUUCUUCACGCAGUAUUUCGAGUACAUCCCGAAGGCGGCCCUCGCCGCCGUCAUCAUAUCGGCCAUUCUCUUCAUGGUCGAGUACAACGUCAUCAAGCCCAUGUGGCGCGCCAAAAAACUGGACCUGAUACCUGGAAUCGGCACUUUUAUCUUGUGCCUGACACUGCCGCUGGAGCUGGGCAUCCUCACCGGUAUCGUGGUGAACAUUAUCUUCAUCCUGUACCACGCGGCGCGUCCUAAAUUCACAGUGGAAAUGCUGAAGACGGAGGGUGGCGUGGAGUACCUGAUGAUAACGCCGGACCGGUGCCUGAUGUUCCCGUCGGUGGACUACGUGCGGCGGCUGGUGACCAAGUGCGCGGCGAGCAGCUCGGUGCCGGUGGUGAUGGAGUGCACGCACAUCUACAGCGCCGACUACACCGCCGCCAAGAGCAUCGAGCAGCUCACGGCCGACUUCCACGCGCGCCGCCAGCCGCUCUACUUCUACAACGUGAAGCCCUCCGUGUGCUCCAUCUUCGAGGCGGUCGCCAAGCCCGAGCACUUCGUCGUGUUCUACGAGGACGAGGAGCUGGACCGGCUGCUGGCCGCCGACGAGCGCCUCGAGCCGCGCAAGCUGCCGCCGCCCUCCGCCCCCUCCGCCCCCACCGCCCCCACCGCCCCCACCACCCCCACCACCCUCGCCGAGCCCUGA
Achroia grisella is the source of this 2057-nucleotide messenger RNA. RefSeq names its product sodium-independent sulfate anion transporter-like (gene Esp). The coding region runs from base 108 to 2057 and encodes 649 amino acids. Gene Ontology annotation, cellular component: membrane. Gene Ontology annotation, molecular function: sulfate transmembrane transporter activity. The record is from RefSeq and is a predicted model, not a curated record. The transcript has 10 exons. Gene Ontology annotation, biological process: transmembrane transport. NCBI's taxonomy places the organism in Eukaryota, Metazoa, Arthropoda, Insecta, Lepidoptera, Pyralidae.